Molecule: messenger RNA, 4584 nt
Organism: Lates calcarifer (barramundi perch)
Lineage: Eukaryota; Metazoa; Chordata; Actinopteri; Centropomidae
Product: NLR family CARD domain-containing protein 3
Exons: 10
Coding region: 48-3398 (1116 amino acids)
Molecular function (GO): protein binding
Source: RefSeq, a predicted model, not a curated record
AAACCAAAGCAGUAACGCACGUUGAAACACACCAACCAACGCGGCUGAUGAAACAUCCUGCUCUGUCAGGAACAACAGUAACAACAGGACAUCGAACAUCGCGGAAGAAAUUAAAAUCGCAGGAUGCGAAGCAGCGGACAAAAAUAGGUAUUGCCUUCAAAAUGGAUGCUGCUGAAGAAACUGAAAAGUUUCCUGAUAGAUCACAGUUGCCUCCCGCAUCCUGUGUGUCCAUGAAAAGUGAUGGCUCCAUGAAGAAUCCUCUCAAUUUCACCAAGGAAAAUACAGAUAGCUCAGUUAAAUUUGAGAAAUCAGACGUGACUGCAUUAAGCAGUGUGUCCAUGAAAAGUAACGCUGCCACAGAGAAUCGUCAUGACUUCACCACGGAAAAUAGAGUCCAGCAUGACUGUUUGGAAUCAACAGAGAUGGAUGGAAAUGCCAUAUUUAAGUUGGUGGAAACCCACGGCAUGAACAUUUUUAAGAGUGAGCUGAAAAGGUAUGAAAGGAUGCUCUUUCCACACCAAUCACAAUCUUCUGAGGGAGAAAAACAGGACGAAGACAGCUUGAUUACUGAAGAUGCCAGUGAGGGGGUUCUGAAGAUAACAUUGCACGUCUUAAAGGAAAUGGGUCACAGUGCUCUUGCAAACAAACUGGAGAAACACAUUUAUGGUGAGCUUGAUGUCUGCCAGCGUAAACUCCGACACAAAUUGAGAAAGUUUGAAUACAUUUUCGAGGGAGUAGCACAGCAUGGGAACCAGACACUUCUGAGCAAAGUGUACACCAAGCUCUACAUCACAGAGGGAGUCAGUGGAACUGUUAAUAAUGAACAUGAGGUCAGGCAGAUUGAGGCUGCAACCAGGAGACCAGCAACAGAAGAUAAGCCUAUCAAGUGUGAAGACAUCUUUAAGCCACUACCUGGACAAGAUCAGUUCAUCAGAACUGUCCUGACCAAAGGAAUAGCUGGCAUUGGAAAAACUAUAUCUGUGCAUAAGUUUAAUCUGGAAUGGGCAGAGGGAAGAGUUAACCAGGAUAUCCAGCUCCUAAUUAAUCUUCCAUUUCGAGAGCUGAAUCUGAUGAAGAGACACUACACACUUACACAGCUUCUACAUCAUUUUCUUGCAGAGGCAAAAGAAUCAGGAAUUUCAGAUUUUGGCAAAUAUAAGCUUGUGCUGAUAUUUGAUGGGCUGGAUGAGUGCCGCCUUCCCCUGGACUUUGACCACAAUGAGCCUUGCUGUAGUGUCUCAGAGCCAGCAGUAGUGGAUGUACUACUGACAAAUCUCAUCAAGGGGAACCUGCUGCCCUCUGCACACAUCUGGAUUACCUCCAGGCCUGCAGCUGCAGAUCACAUUCCAUCUUAUCUUGUUCAUCGUGUGACAGAGAUACGAGGGUUCAACGACCCUCAGAAGGACGAGUACUUCAGGAAGAAAAUCUCUGAUCAAAACAUGGCCAGUAGAGUCAUCUCACAUGUCAAGUCAUCAAAGAGUCUCCAUAUCAUGUGUCACAUACCAGUUUUCAGCUGGAUAUCUGCCACAGUUCUGCAGAGCAUUUUAGAAGAAACAGACAUGGGGAGAGUAAAGGAGGAUGGAGGCAGAAGAGAAAUGCCUGAGACUCUGGCACAAAUGUACACACAUUUUCUGUUAUACGUGAUCAAAACUCGGAAGUAUUCAGCAGGAAAGGAGGCAUCUGAAGCACAGUCCCAGGUCAAAAUGGAUGAAGAUACCAUCUUAAAGCUUGGAAAACUGGCUUUUGAGCACCUGGUGAAAGGCAACUUUAUCUUCUAUGAGUAUGAACUGAAUGAAUACAAUAUCAACAUCAGUGAUGCUGCAGUGUGUUCAGGAGUGUUCACACAGAUCUCAAAGGAUGGAUUUCAUCUGGAGAGGGCCUAUUGCUUUGUGCAUCUCAGCAUACAGGAGUUUUUUGCUGCAGUGUACAUUUUUCACUCAUUCAUCUGCUUCAAUCAGAACUUGCUGGAACCAAAGGAAACCACCACCAUCCAGGAGGCUCCCACUGAAGUAACUGACCUCCUCAAGUGUGCAGUGGAUAAGGCCCUCCAGAGUACGAACGGACAUCUAGAUCUUUUUCUUCGUUUCCUUCUGGGCCUCUCACAGACAGCCAAUCAGUCUUUGUUGAGAAGUGUUCUGACCACAAUGGGGAGCAGUUCACAAAAAAAUGAGGAAAUUCUUAAGUAUAUCAAGGAGAAGAUCAGGGAAAGUCCUGCCUUAGAGAGAUGUUUCAAUCUCUUCCACUGCCUCAGGGAGCUGAAUGAUCAGUCUCUUUUUGAGGAAGUCCAAAACUACCUGAGCUCUGGUAGUUUGUCAGAAACCGAGCUAUCACCUUUACAGUGGUCUACUCUGGCCUACUUGUUGCAGACCUCACAGGAAGAGUUGGUUGAGUUUGACCUGAGGAAAUAUUCAAGAUCAGAAGAGGGUCUUAAGGGGCUAUUACCAGUGAUCAAAGAAUCCAGCAUAGCCUUGCUUAAAGAGUGCAACCUCACAGAGAAAUGCUGCAGAGCACUUGGAGAAGCUCUAAGCACUUCAUGUCUGAAAGAGCUGGACCUGAAUGAUAAUGAUCUGCAAGACUCGGGAGUAGAACUGCUGUCUGUCGGACUAGCAAGUCCAACAUGUCGGCUGAAAAAACUGAGGUUGGCUUUCUGUGGAGUCACAGAGACUGGCUGCAGGUUUUUGGUUGAAGCUCUAAGGUCCAACCCCUCCCACUUGAAGGAACUGGAUCUAAGUUACAAUCAUCCAGGGCAACUGGGGAUGGAGCUGCUGACGUCUGCGCAGAAGGACAUUGAACACCUAUCCAUCAGCUUGAACGACGAUGCGGAGUGCUACUUAAAAUCAGCGCUAAAGAAAUAUGCAUGUGAGCUUACUAUGGAGGUGAAUUCAGCCCAUUCACAGCUAUUGUUUUCUGAAGACUACAAAAAAAUGACACGAAUGGAAACAGCUCAACCAUAUCCUGACAGCCCUGAGAGAUUUACAGACUGGGGACAAGUGCUUUGUAAAGAGGGUCUGUCCGGUCGUUGCUACUGGGAAGCAGAAUGGACUGGAGAAUGGACAGGUAUCGGAGUGGCUUAUAAAGAAAUCAGCAGGAAAGCAAAAGGUAAUGACUCUGUCCUUGGCUAUAAUGACCAGUCCUGGAGUCUACGCUACUGUAAUGGCAAAUACACCGCCUGGUACAACAAGAAUAAUGCAACCAUAUCUGUCCCCUACUUCGACUCCAAAAGGGUUGGAGUAUUCUUAGAUUGGUCAGCUGGCACUCUGUCCUUCUACGUUGUAUCAUCAAACGCCAUGACUCACCUGCAUACGUUCCAUAACCGAUUCUCUGAACCUCUGUAUCCAGGCUUCAGGUUGGGAAAUCCAAAUACUUCAUUAACUGUGUGCCAGCCUAAAUAUCCUUAAAUACCCAUUUUCAAUGUAUAUGUUCACAAAACAUGUACAUAGAAUAAAUCAAGACUGAAAAAAUAUGCAAAUAAUACAAACAUUAUGAGGAAAAUGAGUAUUUCGGAUUUAUUUAUUUAUUUUAAAUUCUCGUCAACUAUAUGUCCCAGUCAAGUUUUCUUGCAGAACUCUCACUAAUUGUAAAUCUUGUGUAAAACAUCAUAUUUUAAAAGUGCUAUUUUAGCUUUAACUUUUUAGCUUUUUUCCCCUUACUCUGAAAAGUUGCUGUCUAGUGUGUGCAAAAAUAUGCAGUCAGCUAGGCAUAACCAGUUAGCUAGGAGUUUCCAUCUAGCUACCACUUCACCAAUUUAUCAUUUAGAAGUAUACAUCCUUAUGUGUUGUAGCAGUUUAAAACAUGGUGUAUGUCUUUAAUCUGCGCAGGGCAGGUUAUAUGAUAAUAGAACAAUAUUCAAAGACUAAACUGCAUAUCUGAACUGCAAUAUACAACUGAAUGUUAAUAUGCUUUUUAAGGCCAAGUGUAUUGCUGCAGAUCCCACCCAUCCGGGCAACAGACUGUUUGUACUGCUUUCUUCUAGGAAACGGUACAGAAACAUAAAAACAUGCACCACCAGACUGAAAUACAGCUUCUUCCCCAGAGCUGUGAAAUCCAUCUCCCCCCUGCAGACACACACACACACACACACACACACACACACACACACACACACACACACACACCACUCCCACAGACCACCAGACCCCUGCAGGAUCACACACACUCACUCAUCAGGCUUUAAAGAAAGACUGGAACUUUCACUGUGCUGCAAUUUCUCACAUUCCUCCAUUGCACAUAUUAUUUUAUUUUAUAUUGUACAUAUCAUUUUUAUCUUAUUUUGUUCUAUACUACUUUAUUAUUCUUUUGCACAUAUGUAUAGUGUGUUUAUAGUUGGUUUUUUGUUUCUGUGUAUUUUAAAUACAUGUAAAAUGUAUUGUGCCUUCUUCAAAGCCGAAAGCUACCAACAAAAUUUUGUUAUGUGCAAGCAUAAUGACAAUAAAGAAUUCUUGAUUAACUAUUACAUCAUAUUCCAAUGUAUAUGAGUUGAUUGAUAGGACCAUGAUCAUUGUGUGACAGUGUUGAAAAAAUGUACAGUAGAGAUUAAAUGAGCAUGUCAAGCCAAACAAUGAAAUAAAUAAUGUCAAAACGUUA